Molecule: messenger RNA, 694 nt
Organism: Caenorhabditis elegans
Lineage: Eukaryota; Metazoa; Nematoda; Chromadorea; Rhabditida; Rhabditidae
Gene: C45H4.21
Product: FIP (Fungus-Induced Protein) Related
Exons: 2
Coding region: 1-567 (188 amino acids)
Source: RefSeq, marked reviewed
AUGCGACCACUUUUUAUUCUUCUGCUAUGUCUACCAAUUUUUGCAAGUUCGGUUAUUUUGAAAUCGAAAAAUUCCACUGGAUUUUUGACUGAAACUAUUGAAAAUGCUGAUAUCGUUAAGGAAAUUGGAGUAGAAUCGCAUGAAGUUGAUGUGAGGGAAGGAAGAUAUAAUCGAAACAAAGCGAGAAUUCGACACGCUCGUGACAGUAGCGGCUCACACGAAUCCUACUCUGGCUCCAGCUCCAGUAGCUCCUAUAGCUCGAGCGAUAGCAGUAGCUACUCUUCGUACACUCCAAGCAUCUCAUCAAACAGUGACUACACUUCAUACAGCCCCAGUUACUAUAGCUACUCUUCAUAUAGCCCGAGCUACUCCUCCUACGGUUCCAGCUACUCUCCAAGCUACUACAGCAACUAUUAUGGAGGUUAUAACAAUUAUGGAUACAACAACUAUGGCUAUGGGUACAACAAUAAUUAUUACUCCGGGAAUUAUUAUUGUUGUAAUUCAUAUCGAUCGUGCUGGAGACAAAGUUACAGUUGCAGUGGUAACAGUUAUUAUUACGGAAAGUAAUAAUUUUGAAGAGAAUUUAAUUUUUUUUUUACUUUUACGCUGAUUUUACAAGAAUACAAUUAGUUUUCCCGCUUGCUAUUUUCGAGUUGCUUCUCUCCGAUCCACGCCGUUUUUUGCCUUUCAAAAU